Messenger RNA from Capra hircus (goat), 342 nucleotides. RefSeq names its product C-type lectin domain family 4 member G (gene CLEC4O). The record is from RefSeq and is a predicted model, not a curated record. NCBI's taxonomy places the organism in Eukaryota, Metazoa, Chordata, Mammalia, Artiodactyla, Bovidae. The transcript is spliced from 3 exons.
AUGAUAGAAGAUAAUGAAGUUCCAUCCAAAAGCAGUGAGGAAAGGCUCAUUGCCAAAUUCUUGGAUGAGCGAAUGAAGGCGCCAAAGUCUGGAAAGAGUGACUUCCUGACCUCAACUGGGCAGGUGACAUACUGGAUAGGCCUCUUCUAGGGCCAAGGAGGUGCUCCCAGGUGGACUGAUGGUUAAGCCCCCACCUACACAUGGAACUGGGAUUCCAAUGAACUGCAUGGUAAUGGAACUGUCCCUGCCUGCAUGAUGAUGCUCCAUCAUGGGCACUGGGGUGACUUUUCCUGCAAAUCAGAGUCCCUUGCUUUCAUCUGUGAGAAGUGGCAGAGUUGCUGA